AUGAAAAAUCAUAAAUCCCCUCCAACCGAAUCUACUCCAUUCUUAGAAGCGAGUGUAGUAGUAAAUGGACCAACACGUGGUCAUAAACGAGGACAUGGAUGUGCACAAGGCCGUCGCAUUGACCGUAGACGUGGUCGUGGUCAUAAUCGAGGUGGUUCAAAUUCCUACUCAAAAAGGGCAAAGAAUGAUGAGAAUCAAAAAAGAAAGACUAGUGGAAGUAAUAACCACUCUGAAAAUUCAUGUUAUCGUUGUGAUGGGAAUGGUCAUUGGUCACCUGCCUGUCGUGCACUGAAAUAUUUGGUUGACCUUUAUCAAGAAUUGCUUAAAAAUAAAACUAAAGGCAACAACAAAAUGCCAAGGGUAGAAACCAAUUUUGUUGAUGAAGAGGGCGAUUCUGAUUAUGGCAACAUGGAUGUCACUCAUUUGGAUAUUGCUAAUUUCUUUACUGAUCCUAAUGGAAAGAUUGAUCACCUGAUUGGUGAUGGGAAUGUUCAGCAAUAA
This is a messenger RNA of Neltuma alba, 501 nucleotides long. RefSeq lists its product as uncharacterized. Gene Ontology annotation, molecular function: nucleic acid binding; zinc ion binding. The transcript has a single exon. The record is from RefSeq and is a predicted model, not a curated record. Bases 1 to 501 code for a protein of 166 amino acids. Lineage: Eukaryota; Viridiplantae; Streptophyta; Magnoliopsida; Fabales; Fabaceae.